UCCGCCCCACGCUGUAAAGUCCGCACUUCCUAAAUCGUAACACCGCAGCGCGAUGCUGACAGCUGCUGCCUUUCAACAAACCCGUUUGGAUCCACGUUACAAAGUGACCCUCGCAAAACUGAGCUCGUCUUCAGCGGCAGGUCCUCUCCGUGUCGCACCUGUCCGGAAAGCAGCCAUUCCAGUAUGUCAGGGAUGACAGCCAGUACAGCAAACUACCUGUGGUCUUUAGAAGAUGUCCUUGGGCAGGGGGCUACUGCCAGUGUCUACAAGGCACGCCAUAAGAGGUCGGGUGAGCUGGUGGCCGUCAAGGUGUUUAACAUAGUGAGCUACAACCGCCCCCACGAGGUCCAGAUGAGGGAGUUCGAGAUGCUCCGGAAGCUCAACCACAAUAAUAUUGUCAGGCUGUUCACUGUGGAAGAGCUUCCCUCUAAACAGAAGGUGCUGGUGAUGGAGUAUUGUUCUGGAGGGAGUCUCCUCGGCCUGCUUGAAGAGCCAGAAAACGCCUUUGGUCUGGCUGAAACAGAGUUCCUCACAGUAUUGCAGUGUAUAGUGCAGGGUAUGAAUCACCUGCGGGAAAAUGGAGUGGUACACCGGGACAUUAAGCCAGGGAACAUCAUGCGGCAGGUUGGGGAGGACGGCAAGUCGGUGUACAAGCUGACAGACUUUGGAGCAGCAAGAGAGCUCGACGAUGACGAGAAGUUUGUAUCCAUUUACGGAACCGAAGAGUAUCUGCACCCAGACAUGUAUGAACGUGCAGUGCUGCGUAAGCCUCAUCACAAAUCUUAUGGAGUGAGCGUUGACUUGUGGAGCAUUGGUGUGACCCUGUAUCAUGCUGCCACUGGGAGCCUUCCCUUCACACCAUAUGAAGGACCACGCAGGAACAAGCCCAUUAUGUUCAAAAUAACCACAGAGAAGCCUAUGGGGGCAAUAGCUGGAGUACAGCGGGUAGAAGGCGGACCCAUAGAGUGGAGCUACCACCUACCUCACAGCUGCCAGCUGUCACAGGGUCUGAGGGUGCAGCUGGUUCCAGUACUAGCAGGUAUAAUGGAGGCCGACCAGGAAAGGUGUUGGGGUUUUGACCAGUUCUUCACAGCCACCACAGAUAUAUUGCAGCGGCAACCAGUUCACCUCUUUUCUCUGCAGCAGGCCGUGGCACACUGUAUCUACAUACACCACUACAACACAGUGUCGGUCUUCUUUGAAGAGGUGGCGUCUCAAACAGGUAUCGCGGUACAGCAGCAGCAUCUCAUGUACCUCGGACAUGAGCUCCCUUUGGAGGGCAGCAUGAAGGUGGUCAAUCUUCCACGGACUUCACCCUCUCGGCCCCUCAUUCUGCUCAGCUACGCACCCGAAGCAAACACCAGCCUGCCCUUCAGAGAACCAGAGAGUCCUGUCAUCCCGGCCAGGUUUGAUGUUGUGGCAGACUACAGUUUUUCCAAGGUUAUAGUAGGUGUGGUACACCAGUAUCGGAGGAUAGUACAGCUGCUGCAUACACACCGAGAGUUGCUGCUUCAGGGAUAUUACAGCUACAUGAUGAAGCUGCACAGUGAGUGCAAAGACGCCAUGCACAGCAUCGCUAUGAUCACCAUCAGACUGCAGUCCUGCCUCAACACAGAACACAGGAUUCUCACACUGGGCCCUUACGCUUCAGAAAAUCAAGGCUCAGCUGCUGCCGGUCAAAGGCUGCGGCUGGUUCAUGAACACCUCCCUGUGUACACCACUGGUAUUCAGGAGUUUCAGACCCGACUAGACCACCUGCAGAUAGAACAGGCCAAGCUGGCAGAGACUCUGGCCAAUGACAAGAGCGCUCAGAAGAUGGAGAUGCUGCUACAGAAGAUAACAGCAAUUCAUCAGCAUUAUCGUAAAGACAGAAUAACUGGCAAGCUAGCAUACAACGAUGAGCAAAUCCACAAGUUUGAGAAAAUCCACCUGUCAGCCCACAUUAAACGAGUGAAAUCUCUCUUCAGGGAAGACUGCGUGCAGAGAUACAAAGAGCUUUUGGCCUCAACAAGAACAUGGAGCAGCGUUAUGCUGGAGAUGCAGACCCGGCUGCAGGACUUCAGUUCUUUCUCUGCAGGCUUGUUGGCAGACCUAGAGAUGAGUGAGCAGUGCCAGAGUAAGGUCAUGGACAGAAUCCUUUACACUCUGCAGUCCAAAAGACCAGAACAACAGCCAGCAAUCAUACCCAAGGACAAUGACCAGAUGGUCUCCAGGAUGCACCAUUUGAAGGAGGAAAUGGAGGUUUUGGUGAGGGAGCUACAGUGUAACAACAGUAUUAUUGAGAGCCUGGGAGCAGUGAACUCUGCUGCAGCUCUGGAGCCAACUCUAGCCAGACCUUCCACACUGUGACACAAGAGCUGCAUCUUUGGAUCUUGCCUCACAAAGGCGCGCACACUCUCUCUGACAAUCACCUCAUCUUAAAUGCCUUUAAUGAAUGCUCUGGCUCUCCUUUGGAGGACCGUCUGCAGUCUUUCUUAUAGGAAGGGGAAGCAGAUAAGAACAAUCAAUUUAGCAAUAAGAUGAACAGAAAGAGAGAGAGAGAAGGAAGGGCUUCAAAUCUCUGUGUGUGCACUGCCUGAGCAUGGCAGUUUAAUAAAAUCUUCAUUAAUGUCUUUAGUGUUAUUGUAUUUGUAAUAGGCUGCCAUGGUGAUAGACAGCCUGGAUAAAAUGAAUGCAGAGUCAGCUCUUAGACUUUUUUUUUUGUGUGUGUGUGUGUGGUUGUGUUUGCUCUUUGUUUCACAGAAGAGGAAGAGGAAGAUCUGGAGAACCUUGAAUAAUAAAUGUAACCAGACAGAAUGUGUACCAGGAUCCCAGAUCCUUAUCAUGGUUGUGAUGAUAUUUGGAUUGUAAAAACAUGUAAAUAGAACAUAAUAAAUCUGUUUGCUUUUAUCCCUGAUUUUAACAAGAUCCAGCAAAGAAAGUUCAGAAGCCUGGAUGAGCUGUUUACUUGCAGUGUUUGUGUACUUCAGGGAGCAUUACCAGGCUUCUCUUUGUAAAGUAUGAUGCUGUACAAACCUGCUUAUAACCAGGAUAAUGGCUCCACAUGUAGAUUUUCAUGUGGACUAAGGUCUGUAUUUGUGUCUGUUUGACUUGUCAGUUGUUUUUUUUUUUUUUAUACUAGUGGUUGAUCAUUCAACUUAAUGAUGAAUUCGCUGUUUUUGCAGUUUUUAAGCUACAUUUGUUUCUGUUCCUGUUGGUGUUUUAUUGGAACGAUAAAAUAAUUCUCUGUAUUUUUUAUAUCACGGGAUUCCCUGUAAAAGAGAAGGAACACAGUCAGGGGAAACUCAGAACUCACCACAGUGUCUUCUUUUCUUUACAGAAAGGCAUGAAGUUAACACUUUAGUAACAACUGACCAAAAUGACAUUAUGAAGUGACAUUAGAGACUGUGGGUGCUUGCUGGGGAAAUCCCAACUUUGUUAUUUGUUAUUCAUGAAAGGCGACAUUUGGAGGGGGGGCGAAAAAUACCUUUUGUUU
Molecule: messenger RNA, 3475 nt
Organism: Archocentrus centrarchus (flier cichlid)
Lineage: Eukaryota; Metazoa; Chordata; Actinopteri; Cichliformes; Cichlidae
Gene: ikbke
Product: inhibitor of nuclear factor kappa B kinase subunit epsilon
Exons: 21
Coding region: 184-2349 (721 amino acids)
Biological process (GO): peptidyl-serine phosphorylation
Cellular component (GO): cytoplasm
Molecular function (GO): protein serine/threonine kinase activity; ATP binding
Source: RefSeq, a predicted model, not a curated record